UUUUAAUCAGACGUGUUGAGGAACUUUCGUCUCAGAUAUUAGGGAAGUUACAGUAAAAGAAUGUGAAGUUGGUGAGAAAAGAGUUCUCGGAACAGAAAGAAAAAAGGAAGUCAGGAAGUGGUUAAAACAGUUUCUUGACAUAUGUGACAACUCGUCUGUCCGUCAGUCAGUUAACGCUCCGCUCACUCUUCUGUCAGGAGUCCCAACCUGAAGAGACUGAAGUAAGGAUGGCAGUUUGGGACAAAAAGAUCCUCUGGGCCGUCAUGUUGGUCCUGACAGGUGCUCUGGGUCAAAGAGUGAACUAUCCAGAUCCUGUUUGUGGUGUAAAAGGAUCGACCGUCCUCCUCCCCUGCUCCUUCAACACACUGAAGUCUAUCAAUGGAACAGAAGUUUUGAUCGAGAUCAUCAGAGUCGUCUGGUGCCAGAACCAUGAAAUCUGUCAGGGAACGACUCCGUCUGUUUACAACAGCAGCUCAAACUUCAACAACUCUCGUUACAGAUACCUGGGAGACAACAAGGGAGACUGCACUUUACAGAUCUCAGAUUUACAGAAGGAAGACAACGCAACUUUUCGCUUCAGAAUGGAAGCUAAUGAUGGCAGAGCAACUUUUACUGAACGAUCAGGAGUGAGAGUCACAGUCGUAGAUGGUGAUCAGAUGAAGAUAAACAGCUCCAGAGAUGACGGAGAGUUUAAAAGAGGGGAAGCAGUCACACUGAACUGUUCUGCUGCAAUCUGCACUAUCCACCAACUGGAGGUCACCUGGUUCAGAGAUGGCCACGCCCUCUCAGAGACUGGCCCCGCCCUCCAUCUCAGCUAUCUGACUGCAAAGGAUUCUGGGAAUUACACCUGUGGUUUGAAGAAGAAUAACCGCACCCUCUCCAUCCCGUAUAGGCUGCAUGUAGAAGGAGGAGGUCUGCCUCUGAUCGUUGGUCUGGUGGUCGGGGUCCUGCUGGUUCUCUUCGCUAUUAUUCUGGUCUUCUGCAUCAUGAAAAGGAAGAGAGCAGCAGGUCUGGAUCAGACAGCCGUGGGACGGGACGGGGAACAAGAGCACUCUGAUAACAUCUACAGCAACGACUUCCUGCAGCUUGCUGAGCAGCAGGGACCCAGCAGCGCUGUGGAGGAAGUCAGCUACGCCUCGGUCCAGUUCACACACAAGAAGCAGGCCAGGUACUGGAGGCUGCUAAACAUGGCCCUGUUCAUACCUUCAGACUUUGGUAUUUUCAAUAUGGAACCUAUUUUCCCCUGCAGUGGUUUCUAA
This is a messenger RNA of Sander lucioperca (pikeperch), 1259 nucleotides long. Its product is annotated as sialoadhesin-like. The coding region runs from base 228 to 1259 and encodes 343 amino acids. The transcript is spliced from 6 exons. NCBI's taxonomy places the organism in Eukaryota, Metazoa, Chordata, Actinopteri, Perciformes, Percidae. The record is from RefSeq and is a predicted model, not a curated record.